Branchiostoma floridae (Florida lancelet) is the source of this 1540-nucleotide messenger RNA. RefSeq lists its product as uncharacterized. Gene Ontology annotation, molecular function: 5-oxoprolinase (ATP-hydrolyzing) activity. The coding region runs from base 158 to 1540 and encodes 460 amino acids. Gene Ontology annotation, cellular component: cytosol. The record is from RefSeq and is a predicted model, not a curated record. The transcript is spliced from 10 exons. NCBI's taxonomy places the organism in Eukaryota, Metazoa, Chordata, Leptocardii, Amphioxiformes, Branchiostomatidae. Gene Ontology annotation, biological process: glutathione metabolic process.
UCUGUAAGUGAACUAUGAUAAAUGUAACACAUGUAAUUCAAGUCUGUUUGAAUAUGAACACUGGAAAUGAUUAGGGCCGUUUCUGUAGCACUCUGUGUGUACUGGCAAUUUUUCUAGCUGAUUGACGAAUGAAUGACGUUAACAUUUCCAGACCAACAUGGCGGCGCUGUUCUCUAUCGGAGUGGACGUGGGCGGCACGAACACGGACGCAGUGGUUCUACAGGGGGACCGGGUGGUCAGCUGGAGCAAGCAGGUCACCACUCCGGACGUGACCACCGGCGUGGCGAGGGCCGUCAGGGCGGUACUGGCCCAGGUCAAGGACAAGAACCUGCAAGGCACCAUCACCCGGGUGAACAUCGGCACCACCCAUUUUGUGAAUGCGCUGGUGCAGCGGAGGGAUCUGGUCCCCGUGUCGGUGGUUCGGCUCUGCGGCACGGCGUCUCGCGCACUGCCGCCCUUCUGCGACUUCCCACAGGACCUCAAGAAGAGCACAGGACUGUGCGAUGUACAGAAACUAGGCGGAGAAGAACAAGGGGCUAGUCUCUGGCCUAAGCACUUUGGCACUGCCGCCCUGCCCCCUCCCCCUGCCUCCCCGGCCGGCCACCUCCCCACCCUCCAGGAGACGGAGCCCCAGAUCCACCCUGAGACGGGGGAGUGGGUGCUGAGCCCCUGGGACGUGGAAUGUCUGGCCGUGGGUGCCGGGAUCCUGGGGUGUGGUGGUGGAGGAAGCCCAGAGCUCGGCAGACAGCAGGCACUGCGUGCACUGGAACAGGGAAGGAAAAUCCGAGUCAUCGCACCUGAGAGACUUGACAUGACCCCAGCCCUGACUGGUACCGUGGCGACCGUAGCCUUUAUGGGUGCUCCCACCAUCCAGCUGGAGAAACUGUGCAGCGGGACCGAGACGCGGGACGCGCUGCGGUGUGUGCAGGACUUGUACGCUGCCGGGUACAACAACGGACAACUGUCUAAUAAAGAUGGCCUGGAAGUGAAGCGAGGUGACGGUGUGACGUACCUGGAUGACUACCGGCCUGCACAGACGGACACACAGACGGAUGCAGACCAGGGGGUCAGGGUUGUCGCGGUGAUGAGUGCCGAGAUCGGAGGGCUGAACUCCAUGGAGCCGCUGGUGGUGGGGGCGGCGCUGGACCUCCCCGUGGUGGACGCUGAUGGGAUGGGGAGGGCGUUUCCCGAGCUGCAGAUGUUUGGUCCAUUCAUCUGCGGCGUUGACCCUUGCCCUGCUGCUCUAUCUGACGACAAAGGUCAAAGGGCAGCCGUGCUACAAGUCGACUCUGCCAAACAUCUCGAAAACCACUUCAGGACCGUUUGUGUCAACAUGGGCUGCAGUGCAGGGGUAGCUUUCGCGCCGCUCACCGCCGCCCAGGUCCGGUCCUCAUGCAUCCAGUACUCCCUCAGCCGCGCCUGGCGCCUGGGCCACGCCGUUUUACACGCCUACAAGAACGGCAUAUCGCCCAUUCAAGCUGUACUGCAGCAGGAGAACGGCAGACUUCUGGCCACGGGAAAGCCGCUGGACGUACUGUAG